This is a messenger RNA of Fusarium venenatum, 993 nucleotides long. RefSeq lists its product as uncharacterized. The record is from RefSeq and is a predicted model, not a curated record. Lineage: Eukaryota; Fungi; Ascomycota; Sordariomycetes; Hypocreales; Nectriaceae.
AUGUUGCGCACACAGAAGAUCAUUCCAGCCUUUACCACAUGUGCCCGCAGCUUUGCAACAGUUACCCACUCUGUCCAGCCUGGAGUCGUUCAACCUUCUUCUCAAGAAGUAAAGAACUUGACUCUGGACUCGAGAAAUCUUGAAAAGGCUGUGAGACACAUGCACAGAGAUGGGCUGGUUGUCGUGGAAGAUGCCGUGCCUCACCAAGAUAUUGAUCUUCUUAACAAGAAGAUGAUUGAAGAUGCCCAAGUCUUGCAAGCUCGAGGUGAUAAAGGCCCCUUCAAUUACAACAAGGGAAACAUUCAACAGGACGCUCCUCCCGUGGCCGAGUUCUUCAAGCCAUCCAUAUUUACAAAUCCUAUCGCUACGCAGAUCACUUCUGCAAUGCUAGGAACAAGGCCCAAGUGGACUUUUUGCUCUGCCAACUCCGCCAUGGCAACUCUCCCUGGCGGAACUCCUCAAAGACAACCGGUUCACUCAGACGCAGACUUCGCGCACCCUGAUCACCCUUUUGCCCUUGUAAUCAACAUCCCUCUUGUCACAACUACACCAGAGAAUGGAUCCACAGAGGUCUGGCUUGGCACACACAAUGGGUUCGGUCUAGAUGCACAAGAAGGCGCUCACGGUGAAAGAGCCAGCGGUCGCAUCAGAGAAGACCUUCUCUGCCAACGUGAAAAGAUCUCACCUCCUAUACAGGCCAUCAUCAAGAAGGGUAGUAUCAUCGUUCGCGAUCUGAGACUUUGGCAUGCGGGAAUGCCCAACUUGACGAAGCAGACCAGGGUAAUGCUCGCCAUGAUCCACUUCGCUCCGUGGUACAGAAACAGAAUGAGACUUGAGUUUGGCGAAGAUGUGAAGCCUAUUCUGGAGGGUUUGGAAAGAGAGGGGAAGUUAGGACUGGAUGUACCAGUAGAUUGGGCGACCAGGGAAGCUGUGCUUGAGGGUUACUUGAAUCGAGGCUUCGGCAAUAGCUACGAUUUUAGCCAAGAAGCUUGA